AUGAAAAAUAAAUUAGAAGUACUUAGUUAAUUAGAAUAUAAAAUUCGAUUUGAAGAGGAUAAAUCCAGUAAGUAAUAGCUAUAAAUAAAACUGACAAAUAAUUAUUAAGAAUUUGAAGAAUUUUUGGAUAAAAUUACUGAGAUGUCUUAGAAAUUAGAUAUUAAUCUAGAAUUAAUAAAAGAAAAUAGGAAAAUGUUAAUUUAAUUAAAAUAAAAAAUUGAUUAACUACAAACUGUUAUAGAUGAUAUUGCUAUAGAUGUUAAAAGAUUAAGAGGGAAAAGUGUUAAUGAGCUUUUUUAGAUAAGAAGUUAAGUAGUAUUAAAAUAAAAAUAAAUUACAGAGAUGAAAACUAUCUAUGUAGAGCUAAAAGUUGAAAUAAACGAUACAAAAAAUGGAUAAAAAGUUGAAACAAAUAAUUAAAAAGUUGUUAGUUGGUUAAUGAAAACGAAAGCAAACGAUUUUUAAGGGGAAUUAAAUAAAUUUUUAUAGAAUUAUUAGGAUGAUAAGAUAAUUGAAGAUAUAGAUUAAGAGAUUGAUGUAAUUUAAAAUGAUUAGAUAAAUCAGAGUUAUAAUUAGAAAGAUGUAAUGUUAAUUAAAGGUAAAGCAGGAGCUGGCAAAAGUACAGCAGCUUAAAAGAUAGAGUAAUUUUUGUGGGAAAAUUAAAAUGAAUUUAAAUAGAAAUGGAUUCCUAUAUUUAUUGCCUUACCAACAAUUUAAAAUCCAAAAUAUAAUCUCUUAGAAGAAGCUUUAGAAUCUGAUAAUUAUAAUUUUGAUAAGACAUAGUUAAGAGAAUUUAAAGAUUUAAUAAAUGAAAAAAAAAUAAAUGUUGUUUUAAUCUUAGACAGUUAUGAUGAGAUGCAUUUUGAUUUCAUCUAAUAAAAUUUAUAUUAAACUAAUAGAUUAAAGGAAUAAUUUAAGAUUUAUGAAAAUAAUUUAGGUUAAAAUUUGAAAAUUAUAAUAACAACCAGAACAGAGAUAUUAACAGCAUCAAGUUAUUAAACCUGGUUUUAUGGAGAGAAAAUAAAUUCUAUGAUAGAAAUAGAACUUAUGAAAUUUGAUAUUAUCUAAACAUAAGAAUAUUUAACAUUGUAUAGUAUACUAAAUCUUAAGACAUAUAUUUUUAGUAUUUUUGAGUAUUUGAUGUAAUUAAAACAUGCUUAAUUUGAAGUUCAACAAUUUUCAUCUUUUUGGACUGAGCUAUAUCCAAUCAUUCAAAAAGAUACUACGAAUUCAAAUAAUGAUAAUUUAUUAUCCAGAAGCUGUAUAGCAGAAAUCUUGAAAAAAUUUGAAUAAUUUGAACCUUUUAAAUAUAUUAAUCAAAAGUAACUCAUAACUUUUGAGAAUGAUAUGUAAAACUUUUGGAGUGCUUCAAAAUAUCAAAAAUAAUUAUUAAAUUCUAAUUUAUAUACUUUCUUAGAGACUCCUUUUCUAAUUGAAUUGUUUGUUCAUGUGCUUCCUUAUUCAAAUAUAGAUUUGGAGGAAACUUAAGAAUAAUUCUCUUAAAAUUAUAUUAAAUUAAAAACUGCUAAAAAGGUUUCUGAAAGGUUAAUUUAAUAACAUAAGAAUAUUGAAGGUAUUAAUUCAGAUUUAAUUAAGUAAUAAAAUGAUGAUUUUUAAUUUGAAGUGAAAUCUAUUUUAGAAUAAUUAUAAUCGUAAAAUUUCUUCAAAUCAUAUUCUAUAAUUAAUUAGAUUGAAUAAAUUGACGAUAUAACUAUUAAUAUUAAUAAUCAAUUAUUCACUUUUUCAAUUAAUGAAGAUAUUUAAACUAUAGUAUAGGCCUUCCUAAUCAAAACAAUUACAGUCUAUGAUUUUUACAAUUUAUUUAUUGAAUAAUAUAAUGAAAAAUAAAUAUAAAAACUUAGACAUUAAGGAAAAAUAAAGGAUUCUGAAUGCUUUAAAUUUGAUUUAAUGAAAUACUCAGAAGCCCUUGCCCUUGAUAUGUCAAUUCAUUAAACAACAACCAUUUAAAACCGUGUUAAAGGAUAAUUGAAAUUAAAGAGUAAAUGGAUAGGUAAUAAUAAUGAGUAUUGGUAUGAUUAAUAUUUUGAAGGAGAUGAAGAAUAUUGUAAUCUAAUAAGAAGAGCUGCUUUACUUAUAAAAAUAGGGAAUAACUAUUCUUUUACACAUAAAUCAAUUCAAGAAUUUUAUGUAGCUAAAUUUAUUCUAGGGUUAUUAAAAAAAAUAUAGGUUGAUAUCAAACUAGAGGAUUUAUUGUAAAAUAAUAAUUAAAUGGAAAAUUUAUCGAAAGAAAAAGUUAUGAUUAAAUGUUAAUGGAUAUUUGAUAUUAAUGAAGGUUUCAGAGAUUUAUUUUUGUAUUAAGAACAAUAUAUGGGUGUUCGAAGUUUUGUGGUAGAGUAAAUUAGAGAGAUUGAGAUGAUAGAAAAUAAGUUAUUAUUUGUUAUAAAGCUUACUGCAAAAUUUCCAAAUUAUAUCAGAGCAGCAUCUAAUUGUACAUAACUUUUAAAUUGGUUUAACAAAAAUUUUUAAUUUUAGGAUCUAUAAAACAUUAAAUUAGAAUAUGUGAGUUUGUAUGGAACAAAUUUUUAUGGAAGCAACUUACAGAAUUCAUAAUUUUAAAAUAUCAACAUCAAUCGUUGUAUUAGUAAUUUUAUCAAUUCAAAUUUAUAAAAUAUUAAAUGGUAAAAUACAAUAUUGUAUGAAAAACCUAUUAUGAGGGGACAUAUCGGAAAUAUAAAUUCAAUAGCAUUUUCUUUUGAUGGUACUACUUUGGCUUCAUGUGGUAAUGAUACAUUAGUCAAUAUUUGGAAUUAUAAAACAGGAAAAUAAAUUUAUAAACUUGAAGGUCAUUAGAGUAGAGUAAAUUCGGUAUGUUUUGCAAAAGAUAAUAUUAUUCUGGCUUCUGGUAGUGAGGACUUUUUAAUUUUAUUAUGGAAAUAUAAAGAGGGAGUAUUACUUAUAGAAUUAGAUGGACAUUUAAGUGGUGUGAAAUAGAUUUCAUUUUCAAAUGAAGGAAAUACUUUUGCAUCAUGUAGUGAAGAUGGUACAAUUUUAAUAUGGGAUUAUUAAUCAAAACAGUAAAAAAGUUUUAUAAAAGCUCAUUAAUGUUGUGUCAAUUCAAUAGCAUUCUCUAUAAAAGAUAAUAUUAUAGCUUCUGGUAGUACAGAUAAAUCAAUUAUAUUAUGGGAACAUGAAUCAGGCAAUAAAAUCAGAAGUUUAGAUGGUCAUUCUGAUAACAUUACCACAAUAGUUUUUGCUAUGGAUGGUCAUUCACUUGUUUCAGGUAGUUGGGAUAUGUUAAUUAUUAUAUGGGAUUAUAAGAAUGGAAAAAUUAUAAGAAAAUUAGAGGGUCAUUCUAAUGCAAUUGAAUCAAUUGCAUUAUCAUAAGAUGGAUUAUUACUAGCUUCUGUUAGUAGUGAUAAAACAGCUAUAUUAUGGGAUUUUAAAUCUGCAAAAUAAAUAGGUUUAUUAGAAGGUCAUUCUGAUGUAAUUUUUUCAGUUGCAUUUUCAAUAGAUGGAUCGACUCUUGCUUCAUGUAGUCGAGAUAAUACAAUAAUUUUAUGGGAUUGUUAAUCAUGUCUAUAAAUAGAGAAUGUGGAUGGACAUUUAAAAGGUAUUAAUGCAAUUUAAUUUUCUCUGGAUGGAUUGAUACUAGCAUCUGCAAGUUCUGAUAAAACAAUUAUAAUGUGGAAUACUUAGACAGGAUAGAUUAUUAAAAAAUUAGAUGGUCAUUCAGGUGUUGUAACAUCUAUUGCUUUCUCAAUUGAUGGUCUACACAUAGCAUCAGGAAGUUAUGAUAAAACAAUAAUAUUGUGGGAUAUUAGAACUGGAAUUAAAAUAAGGAGCAUUGGUAGUCAUUCUGAUUUGAUAACAUCAUUAGCAUUUUCAUCUAAUGGUUAUGCAUUAGCAUCUGGUAGUUAUGAUAAAACUAUUAUAAUUUGGGAUUAUAAGACAAAAAGAAUCAUUGCAAAAUUAGAAGGUCAUUCAAGUUUUGUAUUUACAGUGGCCUUUUCUCCAAAUGGAAUUAUUUUAGCUUCUGGAAGUAAGGAUAAAACAAUAUUGAUAUGGGAUUAUAAAUAAAAAAAAUAAAUUGGAAAUCUAUAGGGUCAUUUUAGCAAUGUCAAUUGUGUUGUAUUUUCAAUAGAUGGUAUUCAUUUAGCUUCUUGUAGUUCAGAUUGCUCAAUUAUUUUAUGGGAUUAUAAAUCAUGUAAACAAGUUAGAAAAAUUGGCAACCAUUCUAAUUAAAUAAACUAAAUUGCUUUUUCUUAAAAUAGUUAAACUCUUGCUUCAGUUAGUCUUGAUCGAACUAUAAUGCUAUGGGAUUACAAAGCGGGAAUACUAUUAUAAAAAAUUGAUGGUCAUAUUGGUAAUAUUACAUCUAUUGCUUAUUCUCCUGAUGGCAAAAUACUGGCAUCAGGUAGUUAAGACAAAACUAUUCGACUUCAUUUUUUCUCUCUUUAAAAAUCAUUAUUUUAAUAUCAGUAUUCUUAUCCUUAUUCUUGUAAAUUAGAAGUGGAUGAAGCUAUAUUGAAUAAUAAUUCCAUAAUCUUAAAUUUAAAAAAUGAAUAACUUGAACCCCUGUUUCAAUCGAAAGGGGCAAAAAAUAUUUAAAAAUGA
Paramecium sonneborni is the source of this 4575-nucleotide messenger RNA. NCBI's taxonomy places the organism in Eukaryota, Ciliophora, Oligohymenophorea, Peniculida, Parameciidae. The record is from the annotation of a GenBank genome assembly.